AUGUCGAUUUCAGAGUUGGCAAAUUCAAAAAAUGAAAUUGAAGCAGAAGAACAAGUAUUAAAAGAAUUCACAAAUAUCAAUAAUAAUCAAGCAUAUGAUCAUGUUUUUCGUCUUCGUGUAUUAGCUUUAAAUGACGGUGUAACUGAAGUUACAUCACCAAAUGAUUAUUUUGGAGUUGAUAACCGUGCAGGAAUGUAUCCUACUUUAAAAAAAGCACUAGAUGAUUCAAUUUUGGAUUCCUCUAAAGAAUUUCAGUUGUUAGAUGUUGGAGGUGGAUCUGGAUCACCACUUGAUUGGAUUUUUUCUAAAGAAUUAUCAAAAAAUGUAGGAAAAAGAGAAAAUCUUAUAAAUGUAAUUGAACCAAAUCCAGAUUUAUUAAAAUCAUAUUUAAAAACGUUAGAAAAAUAUCCACAUUUGAAAAAAAAUAUCGUUUAUCAAGGUUACGUUCAGGAUUAUUAUGAAGUUAAGGAGAACAGUGAGAAACCUCCUUUACCAUCAGAUAAAGUAGAUUUUAUUAGCGCUAUACAUGUGAUUUAUCAUUUUACCGAUUAUAAACAGAACAAUUUGGACCCACACAAAGAUAUUAUAAAUUUCAUCACUUUUCUUUACUCUAUUCUGAAACCAGGGGGUGCAAUAUAUAUCGCUUAUCGAGAUCAAGAUCAAGAUUUUGGUGGAAAUGUGCAAAAAAAAUAUUAUGAAGAAGUUCUUCACGAAUACAAUUUAUUUCAAAAUAUUGCUAAAAUAAAUCAAGCUAGGGACAAUUUGAUAUAUAAAGGGCAAAUUAUCGAAUAUCUUGAAUCAAAAGAUGAAGACGGAUUCAAAACUAAGCCAAAAAUAGAAACAUUGAAACAUAAAUUUUCAUUUUAUGCAAAAUCUUUAGCAGAUAUGGCCGUGUUGGGAUUAUGUGGUAAUCUUUUGGAAUCAAAUGAAAAAGAAUUCGAUAAAGGAAGGUUAGAAUUUAUGUUAAAUGAAAUUAAAAAUGCAGCGUUAAUGAAGGUUGAAGAUGAAAAAGAAAGACGAUUCGGAUUGGGAAGAACUGAAAGAGAUGGAAAAAUGGUUUGGAAAGUUGAUGCUAGUCAUGUUAUAUGCAUUAUAAGGAAAGAAAUUAUUUCUUAGUUUGUGUAUUGUUGUUUAUUUAUGUAUUAUAAGGAGAGAAAUUAUUCUUGUGUAUUUUUAUUCAUUUAUUUUUAGAUAUUACGCUUUUUAAAUAAAUUCAUAUUUUUAACUUAUCUAAUUAUGAUUUGCUAAUAAUGUAUGACAAUU
Rhizophagus irregularis DAOM 181602=DAOM 197198 is the source of this 1263-nucleotide messenger RNA. RefSeq lists its product as uncharacterized. The record is from RefSeq and is a predicted model, not a curated record. NCBI's taxonomy places the organism in Eukaryota, Fungi, Glomeromycota, Glomeromycetes, Glomerales, Glomeraceae.